AUGAACAACGACAUCCCCCCUGCACUCGAUCGUCGAAGAGUCGCCAUCGAGCUGACCGGACAUCUUGGCUCCCUUGGAACAUUUUCUAGAAGCCAACAGGAAGAUAGCGAAUUACAGCGCUACGGUCGAAAGAUAAUCGCCCUGACGGAGGUCGCGCGCAUCACUCUUACACGCGAGGGAGUGAAAUUGUACCUGUUCGUUCUGUGUUCAUCGACUCUCCUGCCGUUCAAAUCGGCGUACUUCAAAUUGCUGGUUUUAAUCAGACGCCGCAAGCAUGCAUUCCCUUCUGAACUUGACGGUCGGCUCUUGCUGCCUCUGUGUACCCGUCUCGUCAUAUGCUGCGGGGACGUUGACCCCCGUGCCCAACUGGGCAUCGAUGACCUGCUGGAGGUUCCCGAAACACCAACCGGGAAACGCACCACCCACCGUGCAACACCAAAAUCAGACGAAUCAGAUGUUAUGCCACCACCAGAUGCUUUCGCGAGCAAAAAAGCUAGAAUCGACCAGCUUGGGGAUUUUAUAAAGCAGCAGUCUGCGAAAAAGUCUUGUGCAGGAAAGCGUUUGGUGCCUAAGCAAUAUCCAGCCGGUGACGGUGCACAAGGGCGUCUAGUGCCCAAGCAGUAUCCAGCCGGUGAUGGUGCACAAGGACGUCUAGUGCCCAAGCAAUAUCCAGCCGGUGACGGUGCACAAUGGUGUCUAAUGCCUAAGCAAUAUCCAGCCGGUGAUGGUGCACAAGGGCGUCUAGUGCCCACGCAAUAUCCAGCCGGUGAUGGUGCACAAGGGCGUCUAGUGCCCAAGCAAUAUCCAGCCGGUGACGGUGCACGAGGGCGUCUAAUGCCUAAGCAAUAUCCAGCCGGCUAA
This is a messenger RNA of Suillus paluster, 861 nucleotides long. RefSeq lists its product as uncharacterized. Bases 1 to 861 code for a protein of 286 amino acids. The transcript is spliced from 6 exons. Lineage: Eukaryota; Fungi; Basidiomycota; Agaricomycetes; Boletales; Suillaceae. The record is from RefSeq and is a predicted model, not a curated record.